AAAAUUUGUGUUUUUUGUAGUCACUGUAUCUCAAGAUUCAAGAAAUGCAUACAUUUUUAUUGAAUAUUUAUGGAGCAACAUAAUUUGUAUAAAAAAACAGAAGAUUGUUUUGAAUAAAAUGCAUCUUUUUAUUAUUAUUAUUAUUUUUAAAGGUGAUGAGGGAGACAAACUGCGCUAUAACAAUUGCCCCGGUAUGUACACUAUGGCUGUCUCUCGUUUGGAAGGCUGUGUGCUAUGUAGGACGCGUCCUUUAAAGGCUGUAGUAUACAGAGUGAAGUAUAUAUUAUAUACUAUAAUAGUAUAUAUUCUUUCCGUUGAAGCAAAGAAUUGUGGAUUGUGAGUGCCCACGAAGGAUACACCUCAUGCAUCCUCUGAAUUCCCGUAAAAGAAGGUCGCAUUCGAAGGCUGCAUUCAGAGUCUCCUACUCACUUUUCUGAAACGAUACAGCCUCGAUGACGUAUGCAGCUGACAAAUGCGACCACCGGAGUACGCGUCCUUCCAAACGAGACACAGCCUAUGUUACCCCCUAUGUGAGCCUAUCCACAAAAUUCCUGAGUCCCAUGAUGCUUUGCGGGCGAUGUGGGCAGAACUUCCGGUUAAGCGUAAACAAUCGUUAUGUUAUGUACUAAUGCAGCAUUAAAAAUGACAGAAACUUGUGAACAAAUGAUCACAAAAUUACAGUGAGUUGAUAUUGUUCUUCCCCACCUAUCUGUUAUUGAUUAUGGGUGGGAGGAUGAUGGCCAGAUAUCACAAAUAGAAGUAUUUUAGGUAAUUUGUUCACUGUAGAAGUUAUCCAUUCAGCAUCACAGCAUGGAAAGAGUUGAAACAUCAUCACUGCUCACAGACAGUUCAGGAAAAACACCAUUACUUUUUAUACUCAGUAAUAAUGGCAUUUCAAACAUGUGAAGCAUUCACAAAGGCCAAUGCUGAAUAGAAAUGAACAGACUCUCAAAAUGUCUAAUGAACUUUCAGCACAUGUACACACACCAGUUAGCACAAUAAUGCUAUUGUUUUUAUGUAAUUCACUGCACUCCGUUUCUGGACAUCAGAACAUCAGCCGGACCAAAACGGUGGAUAAUAUACAGUUGAAGUCAGAAGUUUACAUAUACCUUAGCCAAAUACAUUUAAACUCAGUUUUUCACAGUUCCUGACAUUUAAUCGUAGAAAACAUUCCCUGUCUUAGGUCAGUUAGGAUCACUAUUUUAAGAAUGUGAAAUGUCAGAAUAAUAGUAGAGAGAAUGAUUUAUUUCAGCUUUUAUUUCUUUCAUCACAUUCCCAGUGGGUCAGAAGUUUACAUACACUUUGUUAGUAUUUGGUAGCAUUGCCUUUAAUUGUUUAACUUGGAUCAAACAUUUUGGGUAGCCUUCCACAAGCUUCUCACAAUAAGUUGCUGGAAUUUUGGCCCAUUCCUCCAAACAGAACUGGUGUUACUGAGUCAGGUUUGUAGGCCUCCUCGCACAUGCUUUUUCAUUUCUGCCCACAAAUCAGAUUGAGGUCAGGGCUUUGUGAUGGCCACUCCAAUACCUUGACUUUGUUGUCCUUAAGCCAUUUUGCCAAAACUUUGGAGGUAUGUUUAUCAUUAUCCAUUUGGAAGACCCAUUUGUGACAAGCUUUAACUUCCUGGCUGAUGUCUUGAGAUGUUGCUUCAGUAUAUCCACAUAAUUUUCCUUCCUCAUGAUGCCAUCUAUUUUGUGAAGUGCACCAGUACCUCCUGCAGCAAAGUACCCCCACAACAUGAUGCUGCCACCCCCAUGCCUCACUGGUGUUCUUCGGCUUGCAAGCCUCACCCUUUUUUCUCCAAACAUAAUGAUGGUCAUUAUGGCCAAAUAGUUAAAUGUUGGUUUCAUCAGACCAGAGGACAUUUCUCCAAAAAGUAAGAUCUUUGUCCCCAUAUGCACUUGCAAACUGUUGUCUGGCUUUUUUUUAUGGUAGUGGCUUCUUCCUUGCUGAGCAGCCCUUCAGGUUAUGUCGAUAUAGGACUCGUUUUACUGUGGAUAUAGAUACUUGUCUACCUGUUUCCUCCAGCAUCUUCACAAGGUCCUUUGCUGUUGUUCUGGGAUUGAUUUGCACUUUUCGCACCAAACUAUGUUAAUCACUAUGAAAAAGAAUGUGUCUCCUUCCUGAGCGGUAUGAUGGCUGCGUGGUCCCAUGGUGUUUAUACUUGCGUACUAUUGUUUGUGCAGAUGAACGUGGUACCUUCAGGCAUUUGGACAUUGCUCCCAAGGAUGAAUCAGACUUGUGGUGGUCCACAAUUUUUUUUUCUGAGGCUGAUUUCUUUUGAUUUUCUUAUGAUGUCAAGCAAAGAGGCAUUGAGUUUGAAGGUAGGCUUUAAAAUACAUCCACAGGCACACCUCCAAUUGACUCAAAUUAGCCAAUUAGCUUAUCAGAAGCUAAAUUAGGCUUGACAUAAUUUUCUGGAAUUCUCCCAGCUGUCUAAAGGCACAGUUACCUUAGUGUAUGUAAACUUCUGACCCACUGGAAUUGUGAAAUAGUCAAUUAAAAGUGAAAUAAUCUGUCUGUAAACAAUUGUUGAAAAAAUUACUCGCGUCAUGCACAAAGUAGAUGUCCUAAACGAUUUGCCAAAACUAUAGUUGCUAAUAUGAAAUCUGUGGAGUGGUUAAAAAAUUAGUUUUAAUGACUUCAACCUUAGUGUAUGUAAAUUUCUGGCUUCAACUGUUAAGUAAUCCCCACUGUUGACUUCUUGCCAAUAAAGUAAAAAGAGCACACAAACAAAUUAUUCCAAAGCUUUUUCAAACAGAUUUUCCUAAGUCAACCCUACUGUUGGCAGCCGAUGGAAGAAGCAGCAUCUGGGACUGGAGCGUUUUGCUUUGCGAGUGGUUUCUGUUUUUAGAUAAAAGUUAAGUUUCGCUUGAUUAUUAGGAUAACCAUUAACUGCACACAUUGUCCAGGAAAUUUUAAAGACAUCUUACAACAUUUAACCCUUUCACACGUACGAUCAAACCGGUGCGAUUCAGUUACAAUGUGUGACGUAGUCAUACUGCCACGUUCAAAGCUGCGUUCACGCCAUGGGCUCACGCUGAGCCAGAGAGGUGCUUGCAGAGCGGUUGUCAUUUAUAGAACACAAUCAGUCUUUUCAACCACAUAAUGUUUAUUUUAUGCUGCAGACUUACAUAUAACCACUAAAGUAUGUUUAUAACAUAGAGUUUGUAUUUACACACUGAUAUAUUUAAAGCGUAGUUUCACACUGUUUGGUGUCAUGUUUCAUUCGCAUCUAAAUGCCACUCCUAUUUUUAUCCCAAUUCCCCAGUGACUUGUUUGUAUGCUUACUGGGAGAAGUGGAUGAUGUUGCGUGUUGUCCGAUGGACAAUCUCCCAGAUUAUUGCAGCAUAAACAAGCAUGGCUGCACCUGUAGCCCGUUAAAACUCCCCAUUAGCUCGAUGAUAAUACAACCAUUAUAAACUUUUUUAAAAACACGUUUAUUUUCAUAUAUUUAGAAAUCGGAAUGUUACAUAUUUCAUUAUCUAAUGAAGAAGUUUAUGGAAAUUGAAAUUGAGGUCUUUUUUUUUUUUUUCCCUCCCUUUGUCAAGUGAGGUCAUCACUACGUCACUUUUACUUCAGACUCGCACUCAACACUGAUUUUGGACACACAUUCACUUUUCAACACAGUUUAGCAUUUUUAUUAUUAUUAUUAUUAUUUCUUUUUUUACAUUUUAAUCAUACAUUUAGUUUAAACAAAAUGUCUGGCAGUCCUUUUACAAUGGACAGAAGAAUAAGACAACUGACAAAUGAAGAAAUUAGGGACAAAUUUUUUAAUUCUGAUGAGGAUCUGCCUCCAAAUCUUGAAGCCCUUGACAUCAGUGAAGAUGAAGGUACACAUACCCACGUCAAUUCACUCUCAAAUGGAGUUGAUGUCAACUGUUCCUCCUGGAGGACAAUCAGCGAUUUUAACCCUCCUGGACCUGGGGUUGCUUUUGAUGACCGGACGUGUGGCGUGCAAAACCCUCCAGAAUCCCCCAGUGAAGUCCAAUGUUUUAAGAUGUUCCUUACUGAGGAACUAAUUGAGGAAAGUGUUGAGGAAACAAACUGCUAAACCUCAGAGCUGCAGGAGAAAACACCACCUGAAGUGAAAGGGAAGAUCACAAAGUGGGUUCCAACAAAUGCUCAUGAAAUGUACACAUUCCUGCUGACAGUGCUCCUAAUGGUAAUUGUGAAAAAAAACUCACUUUGUGAUUAUUGGAGUACAGACCCCAUGCUCCUGAGACCAUUGUUCGGGUCUUUGUUUUCCCAGGACCGCUUCCUUCUGCUGCUCCACUGCCUACACUUCUCCAACAAUGCAAUAGCAAACAUCAACGACCCCCUGCAAAAAAAAUCAGAAACAUAUUAACUGCUUUCACAUCAUCAUUUCGUCACAUCUUUGUGCCCUACAGGGAUCUGUGUGUCGAUGAGUUGCUGAUGAAAUUCAAGGGUAGGCUGGCAUUUCGCCAGUUCACCACAGAUUUGGGGUAAAAAAAAAAUUGUGUUAUGUGAUGUGUUCACCGGUUACGUGCAGGACAUGAUCAUACACACAGGAUCCACCACCAACAUCCAGCACUAUGAAUGCCUUGGGAUCUCUGGGUCCGUUUUCAUGACAUUACUGGCUCCAUACUUGAAAAAGGGUCACAUCCUGUACGUGGACAACUGGUACAGUAGUACCACACUGUUCCAACACUUCCUGUCUCUGGACACAAGAGCUUGUGGGACUGUAUGAGCCAACAGGAAUGGAAUGCCAACAUUCAUCUGCAAAAUGACAAAGAGCCAGGUUGAAUGUAAAGAAAAUUAGAGAAAAAGAACACAACUGGCAGUGAAAUGGCAUGACGAGAGGGAUGUUCACCUCCUUACCACGGUCCACCCAUCUACCACGUCAGCCAACGGAAAGGUCAAUCACAUCACCAGAGAAAGAAAGAUGAAGCCUCUCUGUGUGCUGAAAUCGAACAAAAAGAUGGGGAGAGUGGACAAGGCUGACAUGAUGAAAGGCUUUCUUGAGUGUGCCAGAAAAACCACCAAAUGGAACAAGAAAGUCUUUUCACCUAUUGACACUGCUGUACUGAACAUCCACAUUGUCCACCGUCAACUUACGGGAAAAGUCAUCACGUCCCUGCAACUCAGGAUGAACCUGAUGAGAGGACUGCUAGAGGAGCACAGCACACCAUCCAAUGGGGGCCGCCCUGCAUUGGACACUCCACUGCGUUUGAGUGCGGUCCACUGCGGGACUUUUCCCCUCCGAUGUCCCGUAGACAGCUUCCCAGGGCAGCAGGACCAGGCGGCACUGCAAGGUCUGCCUCUCCAGCACUCACAGGACAAAGCAGAGGCACCUCACCAAGUUCAUAAUGAAAUCUGCUUGACAUGCUACUGAAGAUGGAGUUUGUUAAAGAGGAGUUUAAAGAGGAGGGUGAGGAUGUCAGUUUUUCAGAACCAUUCAGUCUGAAGAAUGAAGACACUGAGGAACAAAGAAAUGUGAUGAACCCAAAAGAGGAAAGUCAAGAACUGAAUGAAGAGGAGGAGAAACAUCAGUAUCAGGAACCUGAUAAAUUCAUAACUGGAGAAAAAUCUUUAAAUGGCACACAGACUAAAAAUAAAUCCUUGCAAAACAGAACUCGAAGAACAGAAUCAGAAAAUUCUUUCACCUGCCUUCAGUGUGGAAAGAGUUUCAAGCAUAAAGGAAGCCUUAAUUUACACAUUAAAAUUCACUCUGGAGAGAAGCCUUUUACAUGCCUCCAGUGUGGCAAGAGUUUCACACAAAAAGGAAAUCUUAUUAGCCACAUAAGAACUCACUCUGGUGAGAAGCCUUUCACUUGCCUCUGGUGUGGCAAGAGUUUCACACAAAAAGGAAGCCUUGUUAGCCACAUAAGAACUCACACUGGAGAGAAGCCCUUUACGUGCCUCCAAUGUGGUAAGAGUUUCACAAAUAUAGGAAGUCUGAAUGAUCACAUGAGAAUUCACACUAGAGAGACCCCAUACACAUGCCUUCUGUGUGGAAAGAGUUUCACAGAAAUAAAAACCCUUGAUGAUCACAUGAGAAUUCACACUGGAGAGAGGGCUUUCACAUGUCUUCAGUGUGGGAAGAGUUUUUCUCAGCUGGUCUGUUUCAAAAAACAUCAGGAAAUACAUACUGGUGUGAAAGCUCAUGUGUGCGGCGAGUGUGGAAAAGCCUUUGUCCGAAUCAGCACCUUGAAACAGCACCAAAGAGUUCAUACAAGAGAAAAACCUUACAAGUGUUCACAUUGUGAAACUAGUUUUGCUCACCCAAAACACCUGAUAACACAUGAGAAAGUGCAUGCUGGAGAGAGGACAUAUGACUGCUCUCAAUGUGGGAGGAGUUUCAGCUUGCCAAAUACUCUACAGAGACAUUUAAAGAAGAAUUGCCCAAAGAUGUCACAGUGAGCAAACUUGAGAAUCUUUCCCUGCAGUCCAAACAGGAUAAAUCCGCCUUCGAAGGGGACUUCAAAGGGACAACAAUCAUGACUGACAUGUUGAAGGGUUGUUUCAAACCAAAGGGGCUUUUGAAUUAACCUUUCCACAAUGUUCAAUUGAUGGACACUUCGCUGCCAAGCGAACCGGACCAUACGUCAUAAAUCUAGAGGCAAGCCAUGUGUGAUGUAAAUUAAACCAGUUUCGACUGCAAACAGACUCUGGUUCUUUGUACCAAAACAUGUGAGCACUUGAAAGUAUAUAGUUUACACAGUGCUAGAAACUGACAUCUGUAAAGUCACGGUCACAUUUACCUUUGCACAGUGAAACUUGCAUGUGAAAUAUUGCCAUUUCAAUGGGAUUCCGUGCGAUUGUCUAUUUCGCACUAUAAAGUUCCGGUGGUGAAGAGUUUCCCCUUAAGGAUUUCAUGUAGAGUUCAAGUUUGGUGAACUUUGACAGGCGAAUUUGUCACGUUGACCAAUAGCAAGUUUUAAUACUGUUAAACGCACAGGCAUUACACAGUCACAUUGUCACAUACCUAGACAUUCCAUUUGCACAACAAAUUAUAAAAUGCACAAGUAGAUAAAUACAUGACACAAAACAACCCGCCCAUCCAAGUGUUGCAUUGACAAUGAACAUAACUCCACAGUGUUGGCACAGCCCUUUCACAGACAGAGUAUUGUAAGGUGGGUUUUUCGACAGUGGUUCAAGCUGUAGGAAUGCCGAGGUGACUAAA
This is a messenger RNA of Myxocyprinus asiaticus (Chinese sucker), 7144 nucleotides long. Its product is annotated as gastrula zinc finger protein XlCGF57.1-like. Gene Ontology annotation, biological process: regulation of immune system process; regulation of cytokine production; central nervous system development. The coding region runs from base 5344 to 6381 and encodes 345 amino acids. The record is from RefSeq and is a predicted model, not a curated record. Lineage: Eukaryota; Metazoa; Chordata; Actinopteri; Cypriniformes; Catostomidae. The transcript is spliced from 4 exons. Gene Ontology annotation, molecular function: RNA polymerase II cis-regulatory region sequence-specific DNA binding; DNA-binding transcription factor activity, RNA polymerase II-specific. Gene Ontology annotation, cellular component: nucleus.